Caenorhabditis elegans is the source of this 2982-nucleotide messenger RNA. RefSeq names its product GHMP kinase C-terminal domain-containing protein (gene mvk-1). Gene Ontology annotation, molecular function: ATP binding; mevalonate kinase activity. Gene Ontology annotation, biological process: isoprenoid biosynthetic process. Gene Ontology annotation, cellular component: cytoplasm. The record is from RefSeq and is marked reviewed. NCBI's taxonomy places the organism in Eukaryota, Metazoa, Nematoda, Chromadorea, Rhabditida, Rhabditidae. The coding region runs from base 1 to 2214 and encodes 737 amino acids. The transcript has 14 exons.
AUGGUCGUCAUAGGAGGUGAUCAAGAUAUGCCAGUGGCUGCUCCAGAAGAGCACGAAAAAGUGGUCACAGUUUGUGGUGAGCUCGUGAGAUCUUUGGAUGCCAACGGAAAAGAGAUGGUCAUUCGUCGAGAGGUAUCUGUGACAGAGACUCGUGAGAGCAGGGAUACCAGUCUCAAAGUGGAGAUACCAUCAGAACAAGAGAUCGAGCUACCGGUGAUCGUACAUGAUAAACCAAAAUUGAUCAAGCAAGAAGUUUCUGUUGUGGAGCCUCUCGAACUUCAGGAAUCCGUGGAAUCAACUGAGUUAUCUGUGACGUCCAAGGAAAGCACAGAACAACUGCCAAGCAAGGACUCCCUGGACUCACCGUCGGGAAGCACAUCUCGCGCCGGCUCGUCGGUGUCGGCUACCGCGAGUCCGAUGCAUCGGAACACGACAUCACAACAUGGUGGACUGUUCGUUUCGGCUCCCGGAAAAAUUAUUUUGUUCGGAGAGCACGCCGUCGUGUAUGGAAGGACCGCAAUCGCCGGAUCGAUUGAUCUUCGCACCUACGUUUCGCUGUACACAUCGGCAGACGGACGCAUUUAUUUGAGUCUUCCAGACCUUGGCGUCGAAAAGACAUGGAUGCUGAAAGAUUUGUUGAAAGCGGCGGAUCGUCUUGCCGCAGAAUAUCCGAUCGAGGAAGAUCAACCACCAUCACUUGAGAUUCUGGUACCGAUCGCCAGAAAAUUGUCGGGUUCGUGUGAGGAUCAGUGUGGUGUUCAACAUCUCGCAAUUCUCGCAUUUUGGUAUUUGUUGCUCGGAGUUGCACAUCGCAAGAGUGGACUCUCACGUCUGGCUCGUGGUCUUCCUGCUCCACCACUACCCGAAGGUCUUCAUCGAACAAAUCUCUCAGUGAUCGGAGCCACUUCUGCGCAGCCUGAAAAAUCUGAGGCCGAGAUUGCGUUGAGCCUUCCGGUACCACCGCUGACUCCACUACCAUCACCAGGAGCUCAAUCGACUGCUCCACCAGUGUUCCCAACGAGCACACCAACUCCAACAUCGACACCAACACCAUUGUUGCCUGGAAACCUGAGAGCCGAUAGUCCAGCUGUUCAACAAGAUUUGCUCGCAGUCAAGGCCACAGUCCGAUUCAAGCUUCCAAGCUGUGUUGGAUUAGGAUCAUCUGGAGCAUAUUGUGUAUGCAUCGCUACAUCACUUCUUCAAACUGCUGGUCUCAUUCCACCACCAAGUAUUGUCGCCGACGAGCAAGGCAAUUUAACAUGGGAAGAAGAUCAUUUGGACAUUAUUCGAAAGUGGGCAACUGCCGCCGAAUCUCUUAUUCACGGACGUGCAUCGGGUUUAGACGCGGCUGUCUGCACUUUUGGCAGCCACUAUCGUGACUACGGAUAUCAGAGUUUUACGCAUCUCGGUUACGUGGGAUGCUUUGGAGGAGUUGCCAGCUUCAAGCCGGGACACAGAAUUGAGCAUCUUAAAAAUUUACCCGAUCUUCGUGUUAUUCUUGUAAAUUCGAAAGUUGAAAGGAAUACGGCAAGAAUGGUACAAACAGUGAAAGAACGAUUAAAGAAGUUCCCAGAAGUUGUUGAUGCAAUGUUUGGAUCAAUUGAUGCUAUUUCACUUGAUGCUGCAAAGAUUCUACAUCGUCCGUUGCUUGAGGAGAAUGGUGGUGGAGAUACUGGAUCUACAGUACAGGAAAAUGGCCUAGGACCAUUUGGUGGAAAUAUGGUAGAACAGGAUCAUCACUCCCUUCAGCCAACACGAACAGCAUCGGUACGAUCAUCAUCACUUUCAUCGUAUGUUGGCGGUGGAAAAAGGAAUUCGUCGGCUUCUGUAAUCUCCGCAACUUCAGAAAAAGGAGAAAAUGUGGAUACAUUCAGCAAGCUUAAUGAUCUAUGUCGGAUAAACAAUCAAUUGCUCAUUGCAUUGGGUGUUGGCCAUCCAAAAGUUGAUCUCAUUUGUACGACAUUGGCUAGAUAUGGAAUACAUCCAAAAAUGACGGGUGCUGGUGGUGGUGGAUCAGUUUUUGCGUUCUUGAAGCCAAACACGCCACAAACUCUUCUCGACAUGAUUGACGGCGAGCUUCGCAGUCAUGGAUUUGAAGUUUGGCAGCCACCACUUGGCGGACCCGGAGUUGUUGAACAUCAGACACGUCCUGAGCUCUUCCAGACGCCCGUUUCGUCAACACAGUGCUCAACGCCGGCUUCAAAACAUAAAUGAUGACGUCAUUAUUUGUUAAAUCUGCCCCCAUCAGCUCCCCCCAGUGUGUGAUAUUUUCCGUUUUUGGAAGAAGAAUAAGAAGUUUCAGUGUUUUGUUCUCUAUUGGGUAGCCGAGAUAUGAACAAGUCGUCGUUUAUAAAAGUCAACUCAGAAUACAAGUUUUUUUGGAUUUUUUUUGUUUUUUUUUAAAUCUUUUAAAUUUUGUUUUGUAGCCUAUUCUCUCCGUCUCUACCAUUACCUUUAUUCUUCAUACCUUGAUUUGUGUGUUGUAGGAAUUAUUAUAUAUUCUAUUGGUUUAUAUUUUUCUAAAUAUUUUAUGUUAUUCCUCUCAAGUCAACAAAAAAAACAAAGAUUACCCACCAAUUGCGCCCAUUCCCAUCAAAAAUUUCUACUUUUCUAUUAUUCAAUACAAUUUUUAUAUGAAAUCCCUGAAACCCCCCGCUCAUUUUUCAUCUUGAAACCUUCCCGUUCGAAAGCUAUAAUUCAAUUUUAUUUAGUGUUAGAAUAUUUUUUAUAAACUGAUAAAUUCUCAUGUUUUUGUUAAUGUCCCUUUCAUAAAUUCAGUGUGUUACGAUUAGGGCCCCUCAUAGAUGUUUUUUCACCUUCCCUUCAUUUUCAACAACUCUUUCAUUUCCAAUUUAUGGAAACCGACCCAAAAUUAUUAUUUUACAUAAAUCAUCUGCAAAAAAACUUAAAAUAUAAAAAUAAGAAAUUACAACUUUUCUGCAGAAAAGUUGUAAUUUUUUUUUUCUUGUUAUUUAAAGUUAA